AUGGCGAAAAGAGAGUCAGAAGAUCGCGAUGGUUUGAUGCGGUUGGUGAUCCCUGAGACGUUGCAGCAGGAUUUUUUGCAUCACUAUCACACGAGUCUGGAAGGAGGCCAUCAGGGUAUUGGCCGAACCUAUGAGAGGAUCAGAUCGCGAUUUCAUUGGAGAGGACUGUAUCGGAGCGUUCAACGAUAUGUGGGCGAAUGUACCGACUGUGAGUCCGGGAAAGGAAACCCGAUGAUUCAUGGGAAAUCCCCGGGCAAUCUACACGCAACCCAUCCAUUCCAGAUCAUCGCCAUGGAUCAUAUACCGUCGUUGCCCAAGUCCAUCAAGGGGAACACCGAACUGCUCAGUUGGGUCGACCUUUUCUCGGGAUAUGUGAUUGCAAAGGCUAGCUCCUCUCGGACGGCACAAACAAUAGCGGAGAAUUACGAAGAAUGUGUGUUUCGACGCUUCGGAGCUAGCGAGGCUAUCAGGCACGAUCGAGAACCGGGAUUUAUGUCCGACUUCUUUCGAGCCUUCAGUCGGAUCGUAGGACAAAAACAGCGUGCUACUAUGGCUUACAGGCCACAAGCAAAUGGAACAGCCGAACGAAUGGUGCAAACCCUGACACAUUCGCUCAAGAUGUACGUGGCUGAAGUUGACCAGCGAGACUGGGAUGAGUAUGCUGAGCGGCUCACAUUUGUCAUUAACACUGCACAAGAUCGGAUCCGGGGGAUACCCCGUUUUAUCUGA
This is a messenger RNA of Peronospora matthiolae, 729 nucleotides long. Lineage: Eukaryota; Oomycota; Peronosporomycetes; Peronosporales; Peronosporaceae. The record is from the annotation of a GenBank genome assembly.